GACUCGAGUAGCAGCUGGGGUGGAGUUUAUGCACGAUUUGGGACCCACAUGCUUUAAAUUCCCUUCGCGUUUUAUCCCACGCCACACGAGGCUGUUGGGGCAGUUGUUUUCAGUGGAUGCGAUGUGGAUAGUGGCACAGUUAUGGCUCAUCUGUCUCAGCCUCUGGCUCCCAGCUCGGCUCCACGGAGCUGUGGUUGUCUCCAAAAGAGAUGUUCCAGAUCAGGACAGAAGCUCUGGAUCUAUGGGUAAAGUGGAGGUGUACAGCGUGACGGUGGACUGCACGGUCACCUCACGUUUCGCUCACACCGUCAUGACGUCCAAGGCCCUGAACAAGGCCAACAGCUCACAGGAAAUCUUCUUUGAGGUGGAGCUCCCCAAGACUGCGUUCAUCACCAACUUCAGCAUGGAAAUAGAUGGUCAAGUGUAUGUAGGAGAAGUGAAAGAGAAGGAAAAAGCCAAGAAACAGUACGAUAAAGCUGUCUCUUCCGGACAGACUGCUGGCUUAGUCAAGGCAUCUGGGAGAAACAUGGAGAAAUUUGCAGUAUCUGUCAACAUUGCAGCUUCCAGUUAUGUUGUGUUUACAUUAACCUAUGAGGAACUUCUCCAAAGAAAACUCGGCAAAUAUGAGAUCCUGGCACGGGUAAAACCAAAGCAAGUCGUCCAGGAGUUUAAGAUCGUGGCAAACAUCUUUGAGCCACAGGGCCUUACUUUUGUUGAGACAGAAUCAACCUUCCUGUCCAAUGACCUGCUCCUUCUGGUGGAGAAAACUGUCACUGACAAAAAGGCACAUAUUUCUUUCUCGCCAACAAUGGAACAGCAAAGGGGUUGUCCAGAAUGUGAGGGAUCGAUAAUUGAUGGAGAUUUCAUUAUCAAAUAUGACGUUAAACGAGAAAAGGUUUUGGGGGACGUUCAGAUUGUCAAUGGAUAUUUUGUGCAUUUUUUUGCCCCUCCUGACCUCCCCAGAGUCCCGGUCAAUGUGGUGUUUGUCAUUGACAGAAGCGGGUCAAUGGGUGGAUUAAAGAUGAUGCAGACCAGGCAAGCACUCUCGGCCAUUUUGAGUGACCUCCACCAAGAAGACCACUUUGCUUUGAUAAUAUUUGAUCAUAGAAUUGAAAAAUGGAAAAAAUAUCUUACCAAAGCAACAGAGAAGAAUAUCACUGAUGCCCAAAGUUUUGUAAGAAGCAUAUCGAAAGACGGCUCCACCGACAUUCAUAGCGCUCUGCAGGAGGCUGUGACGAUGUUGAAGGAAAGCCAUAAGAACAACGCUGUACCAGAGAGAAGUACCGAUAUGAUCAUUUUACUCACUGAUGGAAAUCCAAGCCAUGGAGUGAGGAGCAUCCCUGUGAUUCAGAAAAAUAUUCAGGCUGCCAUCGCUGGGAACAUGUCAUUAUUUUGUCUUGGUUUUGGGAAUGACGUGGAUUACUCUUUCCUGGAUGUAAUGGCAAGGGAGAAUUUAGGAGUGGCACGAAGGAUCUUUGAGGGCUCAGAUGCCGUUCUUCAAGUUCAGGGUUUUUAUGAAGAGAUUUCCAAGCCACUGCUGUUAAACGUGGGCCUGAGAUAUUCUGACAAUGCAGUAAUGACUCAAAAUGACUUCCGACACUUGUUUGCCGGUUCCGAGAUUGUAGUGGCUGGAAAACUACCUGACGACAGUAUCGAUAAUUUGUUGGUGGAGGUGUUUGCCCAGGGGCCCAAUAUUGACUUUCAGGUCCAAGGUCAGGCUAAUGUUGAGGAUUGGAACGUCAUCUACCCAAAUGAGGAAUACAUCUUUGGGAACUUCACUGAGCGCCUCUGGGCCUAUCUCACCAUCCAACAGCUUUUGGAAAAGAGUGACAUCGGCGAUGAGAAGGAGAAGAAUAAGGCAAAGGCCCUGGACAUGUCUCUGAAAUACAGCUUUGUCACUCCUCUCACCUCGAUGCUCGUCACCAAACCCGAAACUGAAGAUGGAAAUGACAAACUCGUGGCAGAUAAACUGACUGAAGAUCAGAGACAAAAAGCUGAAAGGGCCCGUGGUGCGACUGGUGCACAAACCCCAAAUGUAGGCACCAUUCCUGCCUAUCCUGCUCUCAAAGGCAGAAGCGGAGGAGGUAGAGGAGGUGGAGGAGGUGGAGGAGGUGGAGGCAGAAGCUGGAGUUCACGAGUAGAUGUGGAUGGAGACCCACACUUCAUGAUCGAGCUGCCUGAACGAGAUGACGCUCUGUGCUUUAACAUCAACGAUAAACCAGGAACGAUUUUCAACCUAGUGAGGGAUCCUAAAUCAGGAUUCGUUGUCAAUGGAGAGAUCAUAGGAAAAAACGUUGCUGGAGAUGAAGCUAAUAUGAAAACGUACUUUGGUCGAUUUGGCAUUACCCAUAGUUCACUGGGGAUAAAGCUUGAGGUGAGCACUCAGAGCAUCGCCGUGACCCAAGACGGGGAGCGUGUUCAUCUACUCUGGUCCAAUACAACCAGAGUCAAACGGCCCAAUUUAGAAAUCAAACUGACCAAAAAUUGCAGCCUCACGGUGACGAUAAAGCACGCAGUCAAGUUUAUGGUCAUUAAACACACAAAGAUCUGGAAAAGACGCCAUGACCAGCAGGAAUACUUGGGCUUCUACAACCUGGACAGUCAUCACCUGUCGCCUUCAGUUCAUGGUCUGCUGGGUCAGUUUUAUCAUGGGGUAAGUUUUGAACUGGCAAACCCGGAUCUAGCAGAUAGCAUCAUGUUUGUGAAAGGACGAGAACUCAACGUCACCAGACACUCGCAGAAGGACUUCAGCCUGGACGUGAUAUCUGGAAAAAGUAUUGGGUGCUGGUUUGUAGGGAACAAUGGCACGGGGCUCAUAGAUGGAGCAGCCUCUGAUUACAUUGUGCCAGGUCUCUUUGAGAAUUCCUGGGAGUAGAUCGGGAAUAUUGUACAGAAUUUGUGGAAUUAAUAAUGUACAAUCAUCAUUUUUGGUCUGGGCGUCAUUAAGCACCUCUCCAGAAGGCUGCUCGAAAACUUCUGUAUCAAAAGCUGGUACUAACAAAAAAAAUAAUUCUUGAAUACAUUUUUUUGUAAAGUGGAUUCUGAGGGUUAUGGGGCUAAUCUGCUGCAAUCAGUUCAUUUAAAUCAAAUUGAGACCCAGUUGUUUCAGUGGAGCUCAUUGCCAAUAAGAUCAACUUCACUAACAUGUCUAUAGUCAAUCCUCUAUCUAUAAAAACUUAACUUAAUAAAAACUGAAGCAGAGUGUGGACUUUGAAGGCAGGUUUUUGACUUUGUUGUGUCAAGCGGCAUUUCCUGUUGUUCUUAUAACCCUGGUAGGCAUAUUAUUACUGUAGGUUAUGUACCAAAGGAAACUUGUUCUUCUUUUAAAGAGAAGAUAUAACUUUAGGAAUGAAAUAUAUAUUACACAGAGCACUAUAGACUACAGUGUAUGAAAAGGACAAAAGAAUGUUAAGUUUGUUGUAUUUUUUCUAAAACAAUGCAAUUUCAUUAAGCUCUAUUUUUUGUAUUUUGAACAUAAUAAAGUAGUUAUA
Messenger RNA from Periophthalmus magnuspinnatus, 3491 nucleotides. RefSeq names its product inter-alpha-trypsin inhibitor heavy chain H3-like. Gene Ontology annotation, biological process: hyaluronan metabolic process. The transcript has 20 exons. NCBI's taxonomy places the organism in Eukaryota, Metazoa, Chordata, Actinopteri, Gobiiformes, Gobiidae. The coding region runs from base 29 to 2875 and encodes 948 amino acids. Gene Ontology annotation, molecular function: serine-type endopeptidase inhibitor activity. The record is from RefSeq and is a predicted model, not a curated record.